UGUUUUUUCAGCGCACCUGGUUACUGUACUUCAUGUAAUUGUAGGUGUAAUUACUGUGUCAUGGAGAGAGAAAAGUGGAAUAUCACUCGCAGCAAUUUAAGGAAAAGGGCUGUUAAAAGAGUCACCCAGUUUAUGAAAUCUUUGAAUGAUGAGGAUAUGGAUUGUACUAAUGAAGAGCAUAGUGUUGAAAAUGAAGUAGUUACUUCAAGCUUUGUUUUGCCACCAAUCUGUAGAUCAGAAAGUGAUGGGGAAAGUGAAUCAGCAAGUGACGAGGAUAGCCUUGAUAUUACUAAAGAUUUAGCGGGAUGUUUGAGAGACUGGGCAACACAUUUUCGCAUUUCAUUGAUUGCUUUGUCUGCCCUUUUGUCGAUACUGAAAGUCCAUCACCCAUCUUUGCCAAAAGAUGCAAGAACAUUACUCAAAACACAGACUCAACAUAGUGUUGUUUCCUUGGCGAGUGGAUCAUUCCAUUACUUUGGUAUACAGAAAAUGUUCAGCCACAUAUUUCAGAAGCUUACAUCAGUUGUCCGGAAUCAUCACAGCUUCAAAUUGCAAUUAAACAUGGAUGGUCUUCCAAUUUUUAAAAGUUCAGGUGUACAGUUCUGGCCAAUUUUAGGAAUGCUCCAGGCUUACAGUAGAAAACCUGUGCUGAUUGCUCUUUACUGUGGGAAAUCGAAGCCUCAGUCCUUGUCAGAAUAUCUGAAGGAUCUGGUCUGUGAGUUGAAAUCCUUGAGCACUGGUUUUGUUGUUAAUGGAAAGACCUUCUUCUUGACUGUGUGCUCGGUAAUCUGUGAUGCUCCUGCGAGGGCUUUUAUUAAGGGUAUUAAGUCACACAAUGGAUACAGUGGCUGUGAUAAAUGUGUACAGUCUGGCAUUUACAUUAAUAAUCGCAUGACAUUCCCAGAACUUAAUUCUAGGGUAAGAACCGAUGUUUCUUUUUCAAAUGCAGAGGAUGAAGACCACCAUGUACAACAUUCCCCAUUUUGUGAAACAUCUGUUCCCAUGGUUAGUGGAUUUCCACAUGACUAUAUGCAUUUAGUGUGCUUAGGCGUGGUGCGUCGUCUGCUUGAUUUGUGGAUGGGAACUCGCGGCAAGUUGAGUUACCGUAUUUCAUCCAGGCAAGUGUCUAUCAUUUCUGGCAAACUGCUUGCUCUCAAGAGUUACAUACCCUCUGAAUUUGCUAGAAGACCAAGGGCACUUGAUGAAAGGUUACGAUGGAAAGCAACAGAACUUAGGCAGUUCUUACUUUACACUGGUCCAGUAGUUUUGAGGGAUGUGCUGACUACUGAGGUUUACCAAAAUUUUAUGUUGUUGUCUGUGGGCAUAUAUAUCUUGGCAAGUCCAACAUAUUGUUUGCUGUUAAAUGACUUUGCAAACACACUACUUAGAUCAUUUGUUAAGCAUUUUGGGGAACUCUAUGGUCAUUGUUUUUUAGUGUACAACAUACAUGGUCUGACUCAUCUCAGUGAUGAUGUGAAGGUGCAUGGCCACUUAGAUUUAAUUUCAGGGUUUCCUUUUGAAAACUACUUAAAAAAAAUUAAAGGAAUGGUUAGAAAACCUAGCUCACCACUGCAGCAAGUUAUACGCAGAAUUUCAGAACUUGAUUCAACAAGUUUAAAUGAUGAGGAAACCCGGAAAGCUCACAAAAAAAUGAAAAUGCUGCACUCAGAUGGACCUGUUCCAGAAGGAUUCACAGGAGCGGUCUCCCAAUUUAAGGAACUGUCGAUAGAUGAGGUUGUCAUCAACACAUCAGAGAGGGACAGAUGUAUAAAGAUGAACAAUAAGAUACUAUUGGUUCAGAAUAUAAUUGUCUUUGAAGGUGAGGAAUAUAUUGUCUGCAAAGAAUAUAGACACAUUGCAAAGUUCUUUGAUUAUCCCAUUGAGUCCACAGAUUUGGGAAUUUGUUUUGUGUCAGAUCUGUCACCAAAGCUGAUGUGCUUAACAUUAGAUACCAAUAUGCAGAAGUGCGUCCGGUUGCCUUUGGAGGUUGGAUUUGUUGUCAUUCCACUUCUUCAUGCAGACCCAUCCUAAAUGUCAUUCAUAGCGUGGUGUUUUGGUAGUCUUUAAAUCUGAAUUUUAGAUAGUCCAAUCUUUUUCAAAUUGAAUUAAUUUAUGUGCAGAUUGGCAUUUAGACAGCAGUGACAGAGUCCAGCCUGCCUUGGGUUAUUUCAGUAGGUCAUGUUUUACAUUGUAGAGUUUCUAGAAACCCAAGAAGUUGAAGUGGUACCAGCACUUUGGGUUGAAAAGGAAAUAUGUCAAUGGCCAGCUCAAUACAGACGUGAUGAAUUAGUAAAGGCCAUACGAAGUGAGGAGCAACCUGGACA
This is a messenger RNA of Onychostoma macrolepis, 2324 nucleotides long. RefSeq lists its product as uncharacterized. The transcript is spliced from 2 exons. NCBI's taxonomy places the organism in Eukaryota, Metazoa, Chordata, Actinopteri, Cypriniformes, Cyprinidae. Bases 61 to 2031 code for a protein of 656 amino acids. The record is from RefSeq and is a predicted model, not a curated record.